AUGCUGGCGUUUUCCGAUGGUACCCGGGUAACAACACCGUCCCGAGCGUGCCACAACUGCCGCCGCCGUCGUCUGCGAUGCGACCGCUCGCUUCCUUCCUGUCGAAAGUGUUCCUUGGCUGGAAAGGAAUGCCUUGGAUAUGGACCGCUUCUCCGGUGGGCGAAUGCCCCAGCCGUCCGCGGUAAGCUCGUGGGACGGCUAGGGGCAGCAUGCCCUUCUCGCCCAAUUGAAGACGUGACGGACAGCAGCAAACAGCCCUUUCUUUCCAUUCCACCUGCGCUUCUUGACCCGUCGAUCAACGGGCUUGGCCCGAAGACGAAACAAUACGUCCAUCACUUCGCUACAGUCGUGUGCCGCGACUUGGUUUCCUUCGACCAGCCAAACGACAACCCUUUUCGGAGCAUCAUCCCGCCGGCCGGGGCGUUUGGCUUUCUCGGCGCUAUCAUCGUCGCCACGGGGGCAAUGAAUAUGGCGGCCAUGUUAGGCCGGUAUGAUGGCCUAAGACGACCUGAAUUAAUCGACGCCUUGGUCGCAAAAGACCGGGCCAUGAGCCUUCUACGCGCUGCGGUUGACGACUUGACGCCAGCCAGCCUGCCCAUGGUUGUUGCCGCGACGGUCUUUCUCGUGAACUUGGAUCUGAUCGACUCAGGGAAAGGGGGUUGGCAGGUCCAUAUCGAGGCUGCCACCAAGCUCAUGCCGUCGCUACUCCACAAUUCCAUCCUCGCUUCAAAUCGGUCGCUCAUGCGAUGCCUCGACGUCAUCACUGCUGACUGUCUGACUUACCGGGUUCUGGGUGCCGCCAUCAGCGGACUUGACCUGACGCACUGGGCCGAGGAGGAGCCCGCCGAGUUUCUAGGUGUGCUAGAACGAGCCGCCGCAUACACCUAUCACUGCUGCCCGCCCGAGAUACUCCAGAUCUUCCUGCUGGCGAGCAAGCUACACAGCAAUAGCAAAGACGGCGAGGCUGGGGCCGAUCCCGAUCGAAUCAACAAGGCUCUUGCGCUCUUGCAAGCAGCCCGUUCCUUCGAUGUCGUCAAUUGGGUCCACAACAUCCCCGGCCUUUCGGCACACGACGACCUGCCAGCCCGAAUUACCAUCGGCCACGCCCAUCGCGCCACCGCAUGUCUAUACAUCAUCCUUGCUAUCCCUGAGGCGGCUGAUUGUCCGUCCCUCACAUCCCCAUCCCACGCGGACGUCGUUGUCCAGGAGGUUCUCGGCUACCUGUCUGCUGUGCCCAUCGAUCAUGUGCAUCUCAAAGGCACCAUCUGGCCGACUUUUGUAGUGGGUGCACAGACGGACGACCCGGCACAACGAACGUGGUGCCUCGAGCGGCUGGAGGCUGUCUGGACACGGAAUCCGUGGAUGUGUCCGUGGGGGUAUAUCCGGACGACCAUACGGAUGAUGCAAGACCUGUGGGCUAUAAGGGAUUCCCGUAAGGCUGCAGGCGAGCUGGGUUCGGGAGGGCGAAAUUGGCUGUGGGAGUUGAAGAGUAUGAGAGAUAAGUGUUUGAUUGUGUAG
Messenger RNA from Dichotomopilus funicola, 1518 nucleotides. RefSeq names its product fungal-specific transcription factor domain-containing protein. The transcript has 2 exons. The record is from RefSeq and is a predicted model, not a curated record. The coding region runs from base 1 to 1518 and encodes 505 amino acids. Gene Ontology annotation, cellular component: nucleus. Gene Ontology annotation, molecular function: transcription cis-regulatory region binding; zinc ion binding; DNA-binding transcription factor activity, RNA polymerase II-specific. Lineage: Eukaryota; Fungi; Ascomycota; Sordariomycetes; Sordariales; Chaetomiaceae. Gene Ontology annotation, biological process: positive regulation of transcription by RNA polymerase II.